Messenger RNA from Cyprinodon variegatus (sheepshead minnow), 1900 nucleotides. It is a transcript of the gene vdac1, whose product is annotated as voltage-dependent anion channel 1. The transcript has 9 exons. NCBI's taxonomy places the organism in Eukaryota, Metazoa, Chordata, Actinopteri, Cyprinodontiformes, Cyprinodontidae. The record is from RefSeq and is a predicted model, not a curated record. Gene Ontology annotation, biological process: monoatomic anion transmembrane transport. Gene Ontology annotation, molecular function: voltage-gated monoatomic anion channel activity. Gene Ontology annotation, cellular component: mitochondrial outer membrane. Bases 79 to 930 code for a protein of 283 amino acids.
CAUCCACCUCCCUCCUAUCUCCUCCCUCUGUGCGGCUGACAGGCUCCUUCUCGCCUUGGACAAGAACUCAUAGAGAUAAUGGCUGUACCUCCCACCUACGUUGACCUUGGAAAAUCAGCCAGGGAUGUUUUUACAAAGGGAUACGGCUUCGGCCUUAUUAAGCUGGACUUGAAGACAAAGUCUGAUAAUGGACUGGAGUUCACCAGCACCUGCUCUGGCAACACUGAGACCAGCAAGGUUGCCGGGUCGUUGGAAACCAAAUACAAGUGGGCAGAGCAUGGACUCACCUUCACAGAGAAGUGGAACACUGACAACACCCUGGGAACAGAGAUCACCGUUGAGGACCAGCUACUUAAAGGGUUGAAGCUUACCUUGGAUUCCUCCUUCUCUCCAAAUACUGGCAAGAAAGGCGGCAAGAUCAAGACAGCCUACAAAUGCGACCACAUCAACCUGGGCUGCGACGUCAACUACGACAUCAACGGUACAGCUGUCCAUGGCGCCGCUGUGGUGGGCUUCGAGGGUUGGCUCGCUGGCUACCAGAUGACCUUCGAGGCGGGCCGGAACAAGAUCACUCAAAGCAACUUUGCUGUGGGAUACAAGACUGACGAGUUCCAGCUCCAUACGAAUGUAAACGAUGGCACUGAGUUUGGUGGGUCCAUCUACCAGAAGGUGAACGAUAAGCUGGAGACGGCCGUCAACUUGGCCUGGACUGCAGGAAACAGCAACACCCGCUUUGGCAUUGCUGCUAAAUAUCAGAUUGAUGCUGAUGCUUCUUUCUCUGCAAAGGUCAACAACUCCAGCCUUGUGGGACUGGGCUAUACUCAGACUCUAAAGCCAGGCGUGAAGUUGACACUUUCUGCUCUCCUGGAUGGCAAGAACAUCAACUCUGGUGGGCACAAGCUUGGUCUUGGUUUGGAGUUCCAGGCGUAGAUGGAAAAGACAGCCAGCCUCUCCUCCCCCACACACUUUUUUUCCCACCCACCAGAAAAUAAUUAUAUCUUAAACCUCUGUUGAUUAGUCCAGACCUUAAAUCUCCUUUUUUGUCCUUGAAAUGUUACAGAAACUGUGGAAUAACUUUAAGAUUGCAAACGGACCAUUUUAAUGUUCAAAAGCCCUAUCAAGAACAAAGCUGUAAUAGUUUCUUCAGAUUGCUUGUGUAGUUUUUAAGCAGAGAAAAAAAAUAGGCAGUAAAUCUUGAAUCCUACGCUUUUCUUUUAGUAUAGUCAUGCAGAAAGCUUUCGUUACUUUUUAAUCCAAUGAAAAAGGGAAAAUCUACUCUAGAUGAGCCCAAAACACAUUUCUGGCUUGGCACAGUUAGCAUGCAGUUGUGUUGUUACUCCUACAGAUGGUGCUGUUACUGUAGCUCUAGAAAGCACUUCUCACUCAGAUGGCUUUGUGGUUAUAAUUUUUUUUCAAACAUUUCCACACUGAGAGCUCUUAUGUCUGUCUUUGAUAUAUUAUAUGAUGGGAGGGGUUAGUUGUCCCGGAUGUAAGCAGCUGUCGUUAGCUCUGAGAGACACUACAACCCAACGUGUACAUUCUGUGUUUCUUGUCUCACCCGUCUUUCGUGUCUGUGCAUUUGAUGUGACUUAAGUUUUUUUUUUUGUUUGUUACAUAUAGCAGCAGAGAAUAUAAUUUUAUUGAGGGUUUUACAUAGUUAGAUCCACUCAAAGUCUUAAGGAAAAGACGCGUCAACCCUCUCUGAUCAAGAACACCGAGAUAAACUGUCAAGCACUGAUGUUCUGUACUCUUGAUAAGUUUGUGCUUCAAGGCGGAGGAUGAAACAAGCAGAAACACUCCAUGGAAUGGUUGUCUUCCACAACUGGUUUUUGGGGAUCAUGGUUAUUGUACUUGACAGUAUUGUCAUUCCCUGAUCUAAAUAAAGAAUAUCUUGAACCAA